UCAUCAUGGUCAUCAUUUGUAAUGAAGUGGUGUUGAUGAUGAUCAGUUAAUGGAAAAUUUAUUCACCUUUUACACUGAAAUCAUUCGGCUGAGAGUCGUGCUAUCCAAACAGUAGUGUAAAUGUAAACUUGUAUCUGUGUUAGUGUGGUUUAUAAUACUAAUGAAACGAAAAUUAAUGGCUUUGCUCAAAACUAGAACCUAUUAACAUUUUGAAGUUUAAAAAAGUAUAAUGGUGCAAUUUCGUUAUGUAUUAAACAGUCGACAAUUAGUAAGAAGUUGUCGAAGUUCGACGGAAAUUAUCAAUCAUUUGAAUACUAGCAAUUAUCAUUCAAAGUUUGCUACAACACUUACAGGUGGGAUUAUUCCAUCAAACAAUUCCAAUAACAAAAGAUGUACCAGCAUCAGCCCAUUAUAUUAUGAUGGUCAUUAUUUCUCAUUUUCUCUUGUAAGGAAUUUUUCCACAUCUCUCACAUGUCUAGACAAAGACCCUUUAAAACCAUCUUCUAAAGUAGAAGUAAUAGUUCAAGAGAUAAAAAAGAAAAAAGAAGAAGAAAUAACAGCACCAGCAGUACCUGAAAUUAAGAAAUCCAUAACACAAAAAAUUAAGGAUGAAAUCAUACAUUACUAUCAUGGAUUCAGGUUAUUGUUUAUAGAUAUAAAAAUCUCAUCCAAAUUGGUAUGGAGGAUACUUAGUGGAAAACCACUGAGUAGAAGGGAACAUAGGUUAUUGAUGCGAACAGUUGGUGACAUUUUUCGUCUUGUUCCUUUUUCUGUGUUCAUUAUUGUACCAUUUAUGGAGUUAUUACUACCAGUAUUUAUUAAAUUUUUCCCUGGGAUGCUACCAUCUACAUUUGAAUCAGCUUCUGAUAAAGAAGCAAAAAUUAAACAGAACUUAAAAAUAAAAAUUGAAAUGGCCAAGUUUCUUCAAGAGACAUUAGAUGACAUGGCACUCUUACAUACAGAACAUAACUCAGCUUUAGCAAAAGAGUUCAAAGAAUGGUUUAAUAAAGUAAGAACAUCAGGAGCUGAGGUUACAAAUGAAGAAAUUAUGAAGUUUUCCACAUUAUUCCAAGAUGAAGACACUUUAGACUGCCUCACUAGAAGCCAGUUGGUAGCUUUAUGUCGUGUCCUUGAAGUUCAAACUCUUGGCACGACGAACAUGCUGCGUUUUCAACUGCAGAUGAAGUUGCGACGGUUAGCAGCGGAUGACAAAAUGAUUCAAAAAGAGGGCAUCGAAUCACUUACACUGGCGGAAGUACAGCAGGCCUGUAGAGCUCGUGGAAUGCGAUCAUACGGUCUCUCAGAAAAUCGAUUACGAAAACAGCUUGCACAAUGGUUAGAUCUUAGUUUGAACAAAAAAGUUCCCGCUUCCUUACUACUAUUUUCGCGGGCGCUAAUGCUUCCGGAAACAAUACCGACAGAAGACCAAUUAAAAGCUACAAUUUCGGCUCUUCCGGAAAGUUUAGUUACUCAAACUCAAGCCAAUAUUGGUGAAAAAGAAGGAAAGAUUGACAACAAGAUUAAAAUCCAGAUACUUAAAGAGGAGGAACGAAGAAUUAAGGAAGAAAGAAAGGAAGAGAGGCGUGCAAAGCAACUAGAGAAAAAAGAAACAUUGGUGGAUAAGGCGCCAGUUAUUUCAGCCGAGGCAACGCCUCCACUGAAAGACACUGCAAAAGUUGUAGCGACUGAGAAAAAACUGCCAGAAGUAAAGAAAAAGAAAAUCGACGAAUUCGACGUUGAAGAUCUAGAAGUUAUGAAGAGAGCUCUCGAAUCAGUUUCUGACGAAAAGAAGUUUCUUCUUGAAAAGGGCAAGUUAGAAGCAAUGAAAGAAGAGAUGGAGGACUAUCAGGAAGACGUCCAAGACUUUAACAAAGUAAUAGCGGACCAACCGAAACCUAAAAUAAAAGAGAGCAAAGCAGCUCGACGUCUCUUCAAUCGUGUCAACAAAAUGAUCAAUAAAAUGGACGUCCUAAUGGAACAGCUUCAAAAUAAAGAGCAAGAACUAAAGAAAGACCUGAAUUUUCAGUUAGAAAAGAAAGAAAAACUAACCGACGCAGAACAGAAAAAAGAACUGUUAGAACCUAUUGAAAAGAAGAAAGAAGAAUUGCUUAAAAUCGACGAUUUGUUAGCUGCCAUUCGAAAAGUCAAAGAAGCACCUGAUGAAUCGCGUGUUAAUUUAACCAAACGGCUUCUACAAACCAUGGACGAUGACAAGGAUGGAUCUGUAAAGGUGGAGGAUUUGUUAAAGGUACUUGAGAUUGUAGGAAAGGAAGAUAUCAAGCUAACUGCCAAACAGUGGGAAGAACUGAUAGAAUUAAUAGAAAAGGAAGAAGUACUUGAAGUAGAAAAGAAAAUAGAAAAGGCACUUCAAAAAGAAAAAGAAGAAAAAGAAACUCCUACAACAGAACAACCACUGCAAAUAGCUUUAAAUAAGGAAAAUAAAUUGAAAGUGCCUGGUAGCAAAAGUUCAGAAUCUUCGUCUAAAAGUAAACCUGAAGGACCAUCUACUAAACUUGAAACGAAAGCUAACGUACCACCACCACCAAGUUUAGAAAACACCCAAAGUAAGAAUAAAAAGGUGUUUUAAUGAAGAUACGAGCAAGCAUCAUUAUGUGAUUAGUUAAAAGAAAUCGUCGAAGCAUUAAAGGGGUAAAUAAUAAAUUUCAAAAAUA
Messenger RNA from Agrilus planipennis (emerald ash borer), 2672 nucleotides. It is a transcript of the gene Letm1, whose product is annotated as mitochondrial proton/calcium exchanger protein. The record is from RefSeq and is a predicted model, not a curated record. Gene Ontology annotation, cellular component: mitochondrial inner membrane. Gene Ontology annotation, biological process: intracellular monoatomic cation homeostasis. The transcript has 5 exons. The coding region runs from base 230 to 2587 and encodes 785 amino acids. Gene Ontology annotation, molecular function: ribosome binding; calcium ion binding. NCBI's taxonomy places the organism in Eukaryota, Metazoa, Arthropoda, Insecta, Coleoptera, Buprestidae.